AUGAGUAUCUGCACUGAGAAAAUUGCUAUUUUCCCAUCACACGGCAUCUGGUCAUCGAACCGCUCCCACAGCACAGCGCGCGCCGUCGUCGGCUUUCAAAAAGAAUAUGGCCGUUGGGUGACACGACGCAUCGCAAUCAUUACAAUUGCCGCCAUUUGGCUGCUGGCCGCAUUUGUCUCGUUUGUGCCAAUCUCUUUGGGUCUGCAUCGGCCGGAGCAGCCGUUAAUCGUUGAGGAUAAUGGAAAACGGUAUCCCACGUGCGCGCUGGACCUGACGCCAACCUAUGCGGUCGUCUCCAGUUGUAUCAGCUUCUAUUUUCCAUGUCUCGUCAUGAUUGGCAUCUACUGUAGACUUUACUGCUACGCUCAGAAGCAUGUUAAAUCGAUUAAGGCGGUCACACGCCCCGGCGAAGUUGCCGAAAAGCAACGCUACAAAAGUAUACGACGCAACAAAAAUCAACCGAAAAUGUUCAAAGUACGUAACCUGCAUCACAGUUCGCCCUACCAUGUGUCCGAUCAUAAGGCUGCCGUAACAGUGGGCGUCAUUAUGGGUGUCUUCCUCAUCUGUUGGGUACCAUUCUUCUGUGUCAACAUCGUAGCCGCCUUCUGCAAGACCUGCAUCGGUGGUCAAACCUUCAAAAUACUCUCAUGGCUAGGCUACUCCAACUCAGCUUUCAAUCCAAUAAUUUACUCAAUUUUCAACAAGGAAUUUCGUGAUGCUUUCAAACGCAUACUCACCACACGAAAUCCAUGGUGUUGUCGACAAGAAGUUGGCAAUAUACAUCCGCGAAAUAGCGACCGCUUCGUAACUGAUUAUGCGGCGAAAAAUGUGGUGAUGAUGAAUUCGGGCCGCUCGUCGGCCGAAAUCGAACAAGUGUCUGCGAUUUGA
Molecule: messenger RNA, 888 nt
Organism: Rhagoletis zephyria (snowberry fruit fly)
Lineage: Eukaryota; Metazoa; Arthropoda; Insecta; Diptera; Tephritidae
Product: dopamine receptor 1-like
Biological process (GO): positive regulation of MAPK cascade; adenylate cyclase-activating adrenergic receptor signaling pathway
Cellular component (GO): plasma membrane
Molecular function (GO): octopamine receptor activity
Source: RefSeq, a predicted model, not a curated record